AUGGGCAAAAAGACAUCUCGUCCUGCGACAAAGGCCGCGUCGGCCGCAUCGCCGGCGUCGGGCCUUUCGCACGCUAGCAAAUCAUCGAUCCUCCGAGCUGCAUUUUCCCCAUCCGAGUACCAAUUGGCCCUGUUCGCAUCCGUUAUCCAGGGUCUCGAUGCGCAACACCUCCGCAUCCACGAUACCAACACCGGCCGACUACAGUGUGAGCAUGCGCUGAGCCCGAAGGAGACAAUCACCUCGCUCGAUUGGGGAUACUAUGGUGGCCAAGGAAAGAGCCGUGACCAGUCCAAGAAGAAGCGUAAGCGUGGAUCUGAUGUCAAUGGCCUAGACCAGGGAGAUGUGGUUGUCGCGUUUGGUACCAGCACCUCGGAUAUCCGCAUGUACUCGCCUUCGGAAGAUAAGGUCGUCGGCACCCUGACUGGCGCGCACGACAAGGGUAUCAAGGACUUCAAGUUCACGGCUGGCAAGCCCGCCCAAGAAGCCUGGAGUAUUGGUGGUGAUAACAAGCUUGUGCAGUGGGAUCUGCGCACUGGUCAAAGCAUAAGAACUAUUCACCUACUCGCAUCUUCCGUCUUUACUGCCCUCUCCCGUCCUGUUCCUUCCAACCCGCCCGUCAUCUGCGCAUCCCAAACUCCAUUCUUGGUCGACGUGGAGAACUCCGAUGAGCCCGCCAAGUUUCCGGCGAUGCGCAACCAGAUUCACACAGUCAUUUCGUCCUCGCAAGAGUCCGCCGGCACGGGCGCAUUCCUCGCCUCCGACGGUGACCGAUUUAUCAACGUCUUCGAUGCCUCGACCCAGAAGCUUGUGCGGAAUCUUGUGGCCGAUCAGGAGGUCACUUCGCUUUCACUGCACGCGAGCAAGGCCGCUCUCGAGAAGCAGAUUUUGGCUGUUGUGACCGAGGACGGUUCCAUCGAGCUUUUCACAAAACCUUUCGUUCAGGCGCAGAAUGCGCAGUCCGGUAGCGCCAAGGCUAACCGGAAACAAAUGACCCAAAAGGCCAACGCCACCCUCAAGAUUAUCCGUUCCGAUUCCUCAGAUGCAUGCGUACCCGUAGUAUCAACCUUGUUCAACGGCAACGAGAUUGUGGUUGCCUACGCCGAGGGCGGCGUCAUUCCCGUUUUUGAGCGCGUGAAGAUCCUCGACGAGAGCACCGAUGAGCUUGCGUUCACAGGAACAAAGGCUGUCGUGAAGAGCAAGUCGAGCUCGGCCGUUGCAUCAGUCACCACAAAUGGCACCAAGAACGCUGGCGAGAGCCGUGUUGAUGAGUCGCACAUGGCCGUGGAGCAAGGUAACUUGAUGGAUGAGGAUGUUGAGAUGGGCGAGUCGCGCGAGGAUGGCGCGGACGAUGUGUCCGGUAGCGAGGACUCUGAUAACGGCGAUGAGGUCAAGCCUACCCCCGCCGAGAAGAAGUCGAAGGCUCCCAAGAAGGCCGAGCCCGAGUCGGAUGUCGAAAUGAACAACGCCGAAGCGGACGACGAAAAGGAGGACGAAGAGGCUGGCGCCGAGCCCUCAUUUGGCGAGCUCAUGCGUGCCAAUGCUGGGCAAGAAGUUGAUGUUGAGGCCGAGCUGGACGACGAAGUUCUUCCUGGUGCAUUGAUUCCUGGCAAGCCCACAGCUGCCGUUCAACAGAUCCCCACUGGCGUGUCAUUGUCGACCGUCCUUACGCAGUCCCUCAAAACCAACGAUGGCGCCAUGCUCGAGUCUUGCUUCCACACCGCCGACACCUCCAUAAUCCGCACAACUAUCCAGCGUCUCGAGUCUUCCCUCGCCGCUACUCUGCUCCAGAAACUCGCUGAGCGCCUCUCUGCCCGUCCCGGUCGUUAUGGUCACCUGCUUGUUUGGGUCCAGUGGACCUGCGUUGCCCACGGCGGUGCUCUGGCCGGCCAGCCGGAGCUCCUGAAGCGCAUGGCUACCCUGUACAAGGUCAUGGACCAACGGUCAUCUAGCCUUCCCUCCCUGCUGCUUCUCAAGGGUAAGCUCGAUAUGCUCGAUGCCCAGCUCGGCUUGCGGCAAUCUAUCCGAGGUGGAGACGAGGGUAUGGACAGUGAAGAUGAGGAGAACCUCAUCUACGUCGAGGGUCAUGAUGAUGAGGAUAGUGAGACUGAGGCUAAGCCCCGGACAAAGUCUAUCCGCGAUUCGGCCUUCGACGAAGAGGAUGAGUCGAUGAUGAACGGCAUUGAUGAGUCUGAAGAUGAUGAGGAUGAUGGAAGUGAGGAUGACGAUGACGAGGAAGAUGACAUCCUCGACGUCGAGGCCGAGGAAUCGGCCGGCUCCUCUGAUGCUGAGGAGUCGCUCGAGGAGAACGAGGAUGAUGACGACGAGGAGAGCGAGGGCUCUAUGGUUGAUUUCAUUGCCGAUACCGAAGACGAGGGAUCCGAUGAUGCCGUUGAGCAGGUCCCGCCGCCAUCGAAGAAGGCGAAGACGGGUGGAAAGAAGAAGGGCGGUAAGAAAUGA
Penicillium argentinense is the source of this 2457-nucleotide messenger RNA. RefSeq names its product WD40 repeat and Utp12 domain-containing protein. Gene Ontology annotation, biological process: maturation of SSU-rRNA from tricistronic rRNA transcript (SSU-rRNA, 5.8S rRNA, LSU-rRNA). The transcript is spliced from 2 exons. Gene Ontology annotation, cellular component: nucleolus. Bases 1 to 2457 code for a protein of 818 amino acids. Gene Ontology annotation, molecular function: protein binding. The record is from RefSeq and is a predicted model, not a curated record. Lineage: Eukaryota; Fungi; Ascomycota; Eurotiomycetes; Eurotiales; Aspergillaceae.